AUGCCCGCCGACCACGGCUCUGCCGUCGGCAACGACAACGCCGAUGUCGUCAUGCACGGCGACGGCACCUCCUCCUCUUCCGGCGAUACCUCGUCCCCUCGCGCCGGCGCCGCGCGUGAUCCUGUCACUGGCGGUGCCAAUCGCCUCCCUCCCCUGCGCCCCAUCGACUUCGACACCAUCGAUGAGGACGACCCUCGUCUGCCGCUGAUGAUCGAUGGGUACUUCGUCUGCGAGUACCCUGGCGAGCACGUCGGCAACUUCGGCUUCGAGCCCGCCCGCCGCCCGGACCCCGACCCCGACAUGUACCCUCGUGUGUACACCGGCAUCGCGGGCUACGAGCCCAGCGGCGAGUCGUAUCCCUGUGGCGCGACCGAGAUCAACGAGGAGCUGGCCAACCCGCUGUCUGGCCGCUGCAGCAACUGUGCCAACGGUCGCGACGGCGGCCGCAGCUGCUACCAGCAAGAGGCAGGCAAGCCCUGCGACCACUGCAGGGAGAAGGGUCGCCCUUGCGACGUGGACCUUCGCGUGCCGACGUACACCGGCCCCUACGCGGAGGAGCGGGCGCUCGUCUACCGGGACCAGCGUCGCCGCUGGGAGGAGAACGAGUACAUCAGCUGCCGCCCCGCCCCCAACAUCCGCCUGGCCCACGUCAGCGACCUGGACGUGUCGGGCCUGGUCUGGGUGCGAAUCUCCGCCGCCGUGGAGGCCGCCAAGGCGCACGACGUGCAGCGCCGGGGCAACUACGAACGUGGCGUUGGCUCCCGUCAAGAGCCUGGCGAGGCGCACGGCGUCCUGCCCUCCCUGCGCUCGGUGCGACGCGAGGUCGAAGCGGCGCUGCCCGCCAUGAGGCGGGUCUUCAAGGCCGUCAACCGCGCCCUCGUCGAGGCCAACGUGGCCAAGGCCAACGACGCCCGUGCCCUGAUGCGCGAGUACAAGCUGCUCUCCCGACAGAUUGCGCGCCUCGACGGCGACGACGGCAAGGAGCCCACCCUCAUCCAGCAGCUCGACACGCUGAUCGAGGAGCGCUGGGCCGCCGACCAAUCUGGCCCUUCGGUGCCUCGCCCUCCGUUGCUGGCUGUGGCGUGCUUUGCAAUGGGCUAG
Messenger RNA from Pseudozyma flocculosa PF-1, 1101 nucleotides. RefSeq lists its product as uncharacterized. The transcript has 4 exons. Bases 1 to 1101 code for a protein of 366 amino acids. The record is from RefSeq and is a predicted model, not a curated record. Lineage: Eukaryota; Fungi; Basidiomycota; Ustilaginomycetes; Ustilaginales; Ustilaginaceae.